Messenger RNA from Manihot esculenta (cassava), 3241 nucleotides. Its product is annotated as scarecrow-like protein 14. The record is from RefSeq and is a predicted model, not a curated record. Bases 791 to 3073 code for a protein of 760 amino acids. Gene Ontology annotation, cellular component: nucleus. Gene Ontology annotation, biological process: regulation of DNA-templated transcription. The transcript has a single exon. Lineage: Eukaryota; Viridiplantae; Streptophyta; Magnoliopsida; Malpighiales; Euphorbiaceae. Gene Ontology annotation, molecular function: DNA-binding transcription factor activity; sequence-specific DNA binding.
UUUCCAUUUAUCAAAUUUGUGCAGUGAUUCAGGAAAAAGAGGGUCCUAUGGAAAUGGCCGGUAACGUUGCUUUCUUCGCUUCCUGAAAUUAUCGGAACCUACUCUAUCACCGAGUCUCUGUAAUUAGAUAUAGACAGAAAAGCAAUAUUUAUUCUCUUUUAUUUACAAAAGCUAAAGAGAACCUUCCUACUAUAAUGCUUCUUAUCCUUUAGCUUUGGUUUUCUCUGUUUCUCAGGUACGCUGAUGCUCUCAGUUUUAGGUUCUUCGUUUAAUCAAUUUUUUUAUCCCUUUUCUUCAGUCAUUUAAUUAAGAUUAGCACCUAGAAUUACGGGUUUUCAAUAGUUCUUCGAGCUUCAACCUGUUUUGCUUUAACAUUUCGUCCUGUCCUAUUUCUGCUCUAAUUUCUGUCUCUGCUAGCUUCAACUAGUGUGCUUUUGUGGGUUUUAGUUAUAAAGCUGAGAUUUCUUGUUAAUUGGGUAAAAGACAAAGAUCCCUCUGUUUGAUUCGUUUUGGGUAUUUUGAUCUCUCCGUAUUGAUGAAAGUUUUGGUUUUUGGUGUAAAUCUCUGUAGUUUUUCAACUUUGCCUUAGAUUUUGGUGGAGACAUUGAAUAAUUUAUGGGUAUUUGAUCUCACUUAACUGCUUAAGUACCUAAAAGUUGGGUUUUUGGCUUGCAAAAUUAUUGCGCUUGUCUGCCUUUAAAAGCUCAUAGUUGAGUUAGUGGAGAGCAGUCAGCCAAUCAGUUCAAUUUUUGGAGUUUGAUUGGUUAGGGUUAGGAGUAGGGUUUUAUUGAUGGGAACAGAUUCGGGUUUUUCUGGAAUCUCUGGUUUCAAAUUUGAGGAUGAUAUUCUUUUCCCUGAUUCAGAUCAGUAUUCAAACCCUAUUAACGGUUUCAAAUUCAAACACACCCUAGACUUUAACUCUGUAGACAGUUCACUUGUUUUGCCUGACCUAGAUCCCAGUAAGGCUUCUCUGUCAUCCAUCAUGACCACAGAUGCAGACUCACCUUCAGAUGAUAAUGAUUUCUCGGAGACUGUCCUAAAGUACAUAAGCCAGAUGCUUAUGGAGGAGGACAUGGAAGAGAAACCAUGCAUGUUCCAUGACCCUCUGGCACUUCAAGCUGCUGAGAAAUCUCUGUAUGAUGUCCUUGGUGAGAAGAACCUGCCUUCACCUAAUCAAUCAUAUUUCUAUGGUGACCAAUUUUUGGUUGAUAGUCCUGACGGUGUUUUUAGUGGUUCCUAUGAUUAUAGCAGCAAUAGUAGUUCCAGUUCUAAUAUCGGUGGUUCAGUUGAACAAUGGAGUGGUGAGCUUGGGGAAUUUAAACCAUCAUUUAUGCAAACUCCUCUUCCUACUAAUUUCAUUUUCCAAUCUGUUGCAAACUCCAGUUCACAAGAGCCAAUCAAAUCAGAAAAUGGGUUAGCAAGAAAUGAUUUUGGUGAGAUGGGGUCCUCUAUUGGUAAGAUUAUGGUGCAAAAUUUGUUCAGUGACGGUGAAUUGGCAUUACAAUUCCAGAAAGGUGUAGAGGAAGCUAAUAAGUUCCUUCCUAAGGGUAAUCAACUGCUUAUUGAUUUGGAAACUGUAUCUAUGCCAGCCCUGAAGGAAAAAGACAUGAAGGUGGCAGUAAAGGUAGAGAAAGAGGAGAGGGAGUAUUUGCCUAAUUUGACUAAAGGAAAGAAGAAUCACGAUCGGGAGGAUGAAGAUUUGCAGGAAGAAAGGAGUAACAAACAGUCUGCAGUAUAUGCAGAUGAAAGCGAGCUAGCUGAGAUGUUUGAUAAGGUAUUGGUAUGCACAGGGGAAGAAUGUGGACCUCCUACAUGUAUUCUUAAUGACAGUUUGCAGAGUGGAUCAAGCAAAACAUUGCCUCAGAAUGGACAAACAAAUGGAUCUACUCCUGGUGGUGGUGGAAAGAAUCGGGCUAAGAGACAAGGCAAUAAGAAGGAAGUGGUUGAUUUGAGGACCCUUCUGGUUCUAUGUGCACAAGCUGUGUCUGCUGAUGAUCGCCGGACAGCUUAUGAACUACUAAAGCAGAUAAGGCAGCAUUCUUCGCCUUUUGGUGAUGGGUCUCAAAGAUUAGCUCAUUGCUUUGCCAAUGGCCUCGAAGCACGUUUGGCUGGGACAGGAACCCAGAUCUACACUGCCCUGUCUUCUGAAAAAGCUUCAGCUGCAGAUAUGUUGAAAGCUUACCAAGCUUACCUUUCUGCCUGUCCAUUUAAGAAGAUUGCAAUCAUCUUUGCAAACCACAGUAUUCUGGCUGCUUCUAAGAAAGCAACAACCCUUCAUAUAAUAGACUUUGGUGUAUUAUAUGGUUUCCAGUGGCCUGCUCUCAUUUAUCGCCUAUCAAAAAGAGCUGGUGGGCCUCCCAAGCUGCGUAUUACAGGGAUAGAGCUUCCACAAAGUGGUUUCCGACCUGCAGAGAGAGUUCAGGAAACAGGCCGCCGCUUGGCAAAAUAUUGUGAGCGCCAUAAUGUUCCAUUCGAGUACAAUGCCAUAGCAAAGAAAUGGGAAACUAUCCAAAUUGAAGACCUCAAGAUUAAUGGUGGUGAAUUUGUUGCUGUGAAUUGUCUUUUCCGAUUUAGAAACCUACUUGAUGAGACAGUUGUGGUUAACAGUCCCAGGAAUAGUGUUCUAAAUUUAAUCAGUAAGACAAAGCCAGAUAUAUUUAUCCAUGCCAUUGUUAAUGGGUCUUAUAGUGCCCCGUUUUUUGUCACAAGGUUCCGGGAGGCUCUUUUCCACUUCUCAGCAUUGUUUGAUAUGUUUGAUACUAAUAUGUCCCGUGAAGAUCAAAUGAGGUUGAAGUUUGAGAAAGAGUUCUAUGGUCGGGAAGCUUUGAAUGUCAUAGCUUGUGAGGGCUCAGAAAGGGUUGAAAGACCAGAGACAUACAAGCAAUGGCAGAUUCGGAACAUGAGAGCUGGGUUGAAACAACUUCCUUUGGACCCUCAACUCCUAAACAAACUCAAGUGUAGAGUGAAGACAAGAUACCAUGAAGAUUUUGUGGUUGAUCACGAUGGCCAAUGGAUGCUGCAGGGAUGGAAGGGACGGAUUAUUUAUGCAUCCAGCGCCUGGGUUCCUGCAUAGGAACAACAUAGUUUGUUUCUAGGGGAACGGUUCCACAGUAGUAUUUUCACAGUUGAAGCUGCCUGAGAUGAAGAGAGCCAGAAGUAGACCUGGUAGUUGUAUCUAUAUUUGAUUGUACUAAUCGAACCUUUAAUAUUAUAAUUCAAUAGAUGGCAUGUUAUAUAAUUA